AUGAAUCUAAACGAGUCAAACGAGGGUUCAUUGCCAAUCACAGAAUCUUCUCAGGAAUGGCACAUCCUUAAUCUUCUCAGGGUAGGAGAAAGGGAGCUUUUCGAAACAAAUCUUCAAGAAUUUAGAAAAAUACAGCUGACUGAAUCGCAAGAUGGGAAGGUUAGACUGUGUAAACUGAUAAACGAAGUGCUGAGACUGGAUCCCCAGUAUUCGAUCAUACUAGUGGAGGACCUGUCACACCUCUUCAACGACUCGAACUUCGUAGUGCAAAAGCACGCGCUCUUCUCAAUCACGAGUUGCCUGAACAUCCUGAUCAGCUACAUAGUGGCCUCGAACGCACUGGUGCAGAAUCUCAAAGAAUUCGGACCAGUGGAAGCAUAUAAAACGAACCACAUGGGCAGGUGCAGAAGCACGCAAACGAGAGUAGGAGCAAAGGGGUCAGAAGAGACCACAGGAGUGAGCACGCAGGGAAAGAAUGAAGGGGAGAACGAAGAUAUCAGCGAUAAGCUGCCUUUCGCAGAGGAUAACCUGAGAGUUCUCGAAAGCUUCUCAGACCUGGCCUGCAUAAGGUUCAUCGCACACAUAAGGCUGCUGGAGGAGACCUUCGCAGACGUAAAGUACAAAUCGCUGCACAGCCUGCACUACCUAAUACACACGAGGAACAGGUUGUACUCAGUGAACACGCUGAAGCUGUUGUUCUACGAGCUGGCAAACUACCCGAAUUACCUGUGCAGACAGUGCACGGAAAACACACACGAGGACGGAGCCACGGACAACAGUAAAGGUAAACCUGGGAAGGACGCGAAGAAUGGCGCUGAAAGCACGGAGGAGGGAAGCUUUGAUAUGUACGAUACACUGUAUAAAUGGCACAAGGAGUCAGUGCAGCUGCUACAGUAUUUGAUAUCGUCGUACCUGGACUACAAGAAAAAGAAAGAAGCGACCGUCGAAAGCGGAAUCAUUAACAGUAACGAAAACACUAGGACUACAGCUAAUAACAGCAACGAAAACACUAGGGCUACAGCUAAUAACAGUAAAGGUGAAAAGGAAAACGUGGAUGAGAGUGGUGGGAGUAGUAAAAGUGAGCCAAAGUUGGUGGGAUGCAUACUGAGUAGCGAAGUGGCGUCAUGCCUAAUUAGCUUCUACCCAGAUUACUAUUUCAACGAGUUCGUGGACUUUUUAGUGCCGCUGCUGAAGACGGAGCACGCAGCGGUGUUCGAGAACAUCCUAUUCAGAAUAUUCGCAAGCAGCAGCUGCAUAAAAUACCACCACGUGCUGCUGGAGAAGGUUAACAAGCAAGGAUAUAACCUGGACCUGAAGGAAGUAUAUAAGCUGGUGCAGUCGCUGCCGUCAAGACAAAGAGAGAUGGAGAGAGGAAGCAUGGUGGUGGUGGAAAGGGAAGAAGUGCACGACAAGAACAAGCUCUUCGACAUCACAGAUAAGCUCGUAAGCAGUUUAGAAGUGGAAGUGGACGUUAAACUGAGUGAAUACCCAGCAGCACAGCUGUUCGAGUUCGACAAGGAGCUGGUAAAAAACUACAGAAAGAUUAAAAACACGCAAAUUAAAAUUAACAGGAAUUUCUACAAACAUAAGCCAGCAGACUUAACGCAAAUACUGUACCCAUCACCAUACAAAGAUUAUGAGCAAUUGGAAAGUGAAGGAAAGAGAAAGGGGAAGGCAGGUGAGCGGUAUAAACAAGAGCACGAAAAUAAAAUUAACACUGGUGUUUACACUGGUGUGGCCGCAGAGGUAGCAGCCGGUUUCGAGGGUCAGCAAGAGCACGGGAGAGUUAACGAGGGCUUUGAAUCGCAAAGGGGCCUGGAAAGGAGAACCAAAGAACUUAAAAUAGUAACAGACGAGGUGAUAGCACAAAAUGAAAAACUGUUCGUGAGGCUGGUGGGAAGCCAGAUGGUGGACACAGUGGCGACCUACAAGAGGUUCCUGAGGUUCGAAGUGGUCGCACAGAAGCAGGGACACUUCGACGCAUUCUCGAAGCUGGUGCUGAACCAUUGCCUCCUCUCGAACCUGGUGGAGUUCGAAAACAGCAAGGAGGUGAUGUGCACCCUGCUGAAUCACAUGGCGGAGCACAUACUGGUUAACGACGCAGACAUGACCCACUUUAGACAAAACGAAGAUUUUGGAGAAGUAACCUACGGACUAAGAGCACUGUUCAUGUACGUAAACCAGGUGAGAGAGGUGAGUCUGUUCGUAAAGUACCUUAACAGACUUAACGACCUGGUGGUCUACUCGUACACGACGAACCUGGCGAAGUCGCUGGUGACGUAUCGGAGCGUCACGGGAGAAGGCGACGACCACCACAUGAAGGUGUACGAAAGCUUCGUCAACCUGGCGCUCUCGUACGUCUGCGCACACCUGUCGGAAAUGGACGAGUACGGAGACUUCUGCGUGCACGCUCUCUCGAAGUUCGUGCUUAACCUGCCGAAGGUGCCGAGCAGAAUCGCGGACCUGAUCGUGCUCUGGGUUAACUCGAACAAACAGGGCAACGUGAAGCUGGCGUUCUCGCUGGUGUCGAACCUGCUGAAGCUGUCGGAGACCGUGACGAGAGUUAACUUCGAAAGCGUCCUGGGAAGAGACCACUACAAGUACACCUCGAACCUGUCCUUCGUAAGAAGGUCAAUCUUCGUGGUAUUCCUGACCUGCAUAACGAGCGAAAAGGAGACGGUGUCGGAGCUGUUCCUGAAGCUGAUAUCGUCACAGAAGGGGCUAUACAAAAACAAUAACAACUACACGCUUAAGUCGCAGGAGGCGCUCCACGAGGAGUUCCUGAAAGAGCUGGAGAAGGCUAGGAGCGAUAAGGCGUCGAAGGGCGAAGAGGAAGAAGACAUGUACGACGACUGUGUGUACCUGUCGACGAGACCCCUGUGGCAGUGGCCGACGCGUUUAGUGGAGCUUUUGCGUAAAACGGGGAAGUACAAGUCGCUGAUGGAGUUGACGGAAGAGGAAGGAGAAAAUGGGAGUGGUGAAGACACGAACGAGGAGGGCGAAGAGGAGGUGAACGAAGACAUAGGAGCAUGGAUAGAGGAGAGCGUGACGCUUAUGUCGCUACCAAACAGACUUAAAACGAGCACGUUCAUAGCAACCACAGCAAGUAACCUGGCUACCACGAGUAAAAGGAAAGGAAUGGGCAUUCUAAGGCACAGCCACGGAAGGGGAGACGACGAAGAAGAGUCGGAGAUGGACGUGGACGAUGGCGCCUAUGAGGCUGCCCCCGAAGGUGACGCUGAAGAGGCAGGGGAAGAUGCCCUCAAGUGUGUGUACUACGAGCCGCUGCUUGCGUGCUGCAGCAAAAACAGCAGGCUCGUGUUUAGGCUGGCGGACCUGGCUAGCAAGUGCGUGGGCAGCGAGUUCUACGUGCGGUGUUCGCAAACGCUUUCAAAGUACCCGAAGGAGCUGCAGCUGCUGAUCAAGUACGGUGAAGAGUACUCGGAGCUAGUCGAAAGCGCGUUGAAGGACACGAGGAAGAGGUGGAGCGACCUGAUGUUUAAGUACGACGAAAGAAGUAAUCUGGACAAGGAGCUGAUGCUGCUGCUGAUCAGAAAUAUGCAGAGCGUGCCUGAGUACCUGAUACAAAUGGCGCCGUUCCUGUCGCCAGCACAGCUGGACACACUGAUGGUCUUCCUGUUCAGAAGAUACGAAAAGGAAAAGCUGGUAAAGAUACUGGACAUAAUCAUAGAGACGCCGAAGGUGGCGCUGCCGCAGCACUUUUUGUACUCGACCUACAACUUCCAAGUGGCCUCAACAGCAACCUCGGACAAGGAGAGAGACUACAUGAAGCUGCAGGUGAGUCUGCUGGACACGUGCAUCACCUACUGCACGCACGGCAAGUUCUCAGUGGAGUCGGCGAUCUCCUCGCUGUACCUGAUCGUGGAGUCGUUCGAAAACAUCAACUUCGUCUUCGGAAGACUCCUCUGCCAGUUCGUGCAGAAGAUACCGCUCACGCGCAAGGUGGUGGUGGACGUGAUCUUCCCGAAGCUGAUUCAGAGGCAGUGCUGGCAGGACAAGCAGCUCUUCAAGGGCGUGGUCCUGAGCAUCUGCACGCUCUGGAACCAGUUCAAGGACCAGCUGAUGAGGUACGCGGCGGAGAUGCCGAGCAGCAGCUCGAAGAUGGUGCUGAGGGCGCUCCACAGCCAGCACAACCUGGCGGAGUACGCGAGGACGGCGACCGUGCCGCCGAACAUGAAGGAGCUGCUCGAGGAGGUGGUGGCGAGCACGCAGAGCAGGGCAGGGUGA
This is a messenger RNA of Theileria orientalis strain Shintoku, 4248 nucleotides long. RefSeq lists its product as hypothetical. NCBI's taxonomy places the organism in Eukaryota, Apicomplexa, Aconoidasida, Piroplasmida, Theileriidae. The coding region runs from base 1 to 4248 and encodes 1415 amino acids. The transcript is spliced from 7 exons. The record is from RefSeq and is a predicted model, not a curated record.